AUGGACAUUGUUGAAAAAGUUGGACUUGCACCAAAUAUGAAUAAACUCUGGGAAUUGAUGAUUAAUAAUACUAUUGAUAUAAAAGAGAAAGAACAACUCUUUUCUAUUUAUCAUGACUUUUAUCCACCAAUUCCUGAUAAACAAUCUCCAACAAAACAAUUAAUGCGAUUUAAUGAAAUUCAGAUACAAACAAUCUUUUAUCAAGAACUUAAACACGGCAAAAAGUUAUUAAUACAAAAAAGAACUAAAGGACAAUCCCAAAAUAGUCCUUUCGUAAAGACUUAUAUUGAUCUCUUGGAAACAGAAUAUAAAAGACUUAAACAAAACAUUUUCUCUGAUAUUUGUCCUAUCACAUUUGGUUCUUUCUUCUAUUUCAUAGAGAAAGUUGUUUCAUUACUGGUUAAAAUGUUCCCAUUUAAGUUCGACCUUAUUUAUAAAUGGCUAAGACGUGAAGGUAAAAGUAUUCUUAAAUUAUCUAGUUUCCUUAAUUCACAGAAACAAAACACAGAACUACAACAAUUUAGUAUUCAACAACUCUUUAUUAAAAGAAGCAUUAGAUUCCAAAUGAACCUUCAUUUAGCAUUAGUACAAAAUAAUGACCUAAAUGUAUUAGAUGUAGAUGGUAAGUUAUGGUCAUUAUAUUUCAAAAUUAAACUACUUACUUCAGACCAACCAACAAAAGCUAAUAUGUUAAAGAAAAUUGAACAAUUAAAGGAAAAAUUACAUGUUCAGUAUCUUCCUAUUUCAUUGCAAUUAAUCAAAAUGCGAUUAUAUUUAACAAUAAACUAUAACACAGAAUUUAACAUCGUUGAUUUAGAUAAUUUAUUUAAUCAAUUUUAUGACUCUUAUGAUACUAAAUUAUUAAGUGAAUUUGAAGAUAUAUGUUCUCUUUAUAUUAAUAAUUAUUCAGUGAGAAGAAAGUCUAACGAAAUUAUUGGAAUUUAUGAUGGUUUACUUGACUUUCCUGGUGAAAAAAAGAAGUGGUUACUUUGGAAAGAGUAUAUAGAUACAAUGCUUAAAUUAAAUCGUAUUGAUGUUAUUCCUUCUCUUUAUCAAAGAGCUAUUCCGUUUUUGUCUUUAACUGAAGUAAAUAUUGCUUGGAAAACAUUCUAUGACCUUAUGAAACCUCAAGUUUCAUUCGAACAGUUUAAAGAUGAGCAAACACGUUUGUUAGUUACUUCACGAAAAAAAUCAUUUAUUUCUCCACAACUUAUUUCUAAACAACCAUCCCCACCUGUUCAGCCUUUAAGACAACAGUGCCAUCCCUCUUUCCAACAACAUUCUUCUCAAUAUCCUCAACAAUUCUCUGUUCCUCAAAAUAUGUAUCAAGUCCCAAUGGGUUAUCAGUCAAUUUCUCAACAACCUUCUUAUAUCAAUCAAAUACAACAACCUAUGCCUAUCCCCCAAAAACCAAUUGGAUAUUUACCACCUUCAUAUCCACAACAGUUUUAA
Messenger RNA from Entamoeba histolytica HM-1:IMSS, 1452 nucleotides. RefSeq lists its product as uncharacterized. The transcript has 3 exons. NCBI's taxonomy places the organism in Eukaryota, Evosea, Mastigamoebida, Endamoebidae. Bases 1 to 1452 code for a protein of 483 amino acids. The record is from RefSeq and is a predicted model, not a curated record.